Erpetoichthys calabaricus (reedfish) is the source of this 529-nucleotide messenger RNA. RefSeq names its product glutaredoxin (thioltransferase) (gene glrx). The coding region runs from base 69 to 389 and encodes 106 amino acids. The record is from RefSeq and is a predicted model, not a curated record. Lineage: Eukaryota; Metazoa; Chordata; Cladistia; Polypteriformes; Polypteridae. The transcript is spliced from 3 exons.
GCCCACUAAUAAAAGAAAGACUUCUCUAGACGCUUCACUUGUCUUUGCUUUUUACUAAGUUAGGAGCCAUGGCACAACAGUUUGUAGAAGGGAAAAUCAGCGGAAACAAAGUCGUCGUAUUCCUGAAGCCGACGUGCCCUUACUGUGUCACCGCGAAGCGGGUGUUGUCCAAGUACAAUAUUAAAAACGGGCAUCUGGAGUUUGUGGACAUUAGUAAUCUACCGGAAGUGAGCAGCAUUCAGGACUAUUUAAUGAAGAAAACUGGGGCGAGGACGGUUCCACGUGUAUUUAUUGGUGAAGAGUGCAUUGGAGGUGGGGAUGAUGUGGAUCAGCUAGACAGGAGAGGACAGUUGGAAGGGAAGCUGAAAGCCAUUGGAGCUAUGAACUGAUACAAGUGCGUAUCUGGGAAGCAGCCUUGUCACAUGACAGCACAGCACGAUUUUUGGACACAGAAUUGCUGCCUAAAUUUUGCAAGGUCCUGCAUGUAUACCCUUGAAGGCCACCUGUGCUUCUCGAUGAAAUCUUGGUC